Hipposideros armiger (great roundleaf bat) is the source of this 8279-nucleotide messenger RNA. It is a transcript of the gene AMOTL1, whose product is annotated as angiomotin like 1. Gene Ontology annotation, cellular component: bicellular tight junction; cytoplasmic vesicle; plasma membrane. Bases 397 to 3222 code for a protein of 941 amino acids. The transcript has 14 exons. The record is from RefSeq and is a predicted model, not a curated record. Gene Ontology annotation, biological process: establishment of cell polarity involved in ameboidal cell migration; actin cytoskeleton organization; angiogenesis. Lineage: Eukaryota; Metazoa; Chordata; Mammalia; Chiroptera; Hipposideridae.
UGCGCUCGGGGAGCGCGGGCGGCCGCGGGAGCUCGCGGGACGCUCUAGGACCCAGCAGCGGUUGUCGGGUUCGGGGUUGGAAGUGAAGCCCUGGCAUUUCUCUUCUUCCUGUGUGCAUGGGGUUGACUGUCGCGCGCCGCGUCCCCGCACUGCCCCACGCCAUGCCCAGCGCGCUGCCCGGCGGCCGCCUUCUUCAGCUGCGAGACUGAACAAGCCAUGAUCGCCUCAUGUGGAGGACAAAGUUGCGCCGGGGAACUUUUUCUUAUUUCAGAUACCCUUGGCCCUGUUUGUUAGAUGAGAUACUACCCUGCAUUUUUCAUAAGAAAAUACACGCAAUGUGUGCUCUAGAAGAAGUUCCUAGUGAAGAUUUCGAACUAGAAUUGCAAGAGAAGCGUUAUGGAUGUGUGGGAUCCCCCUCCUGCUUGUUACAGUCCCAAUAGUCCAAUCCAGAUUCUAGAAGACCCCAACUACUUUUUCCCAGACUUUCCGCUCUAUUCUGGGAGGCAUGAAGCGCCUGUUUUGACGGUGGAGGCCAACGGUACCAUCAGGGAAAAAGUUGUCGAGGAUCCUCUUUGUAACUUCCACUCCCCAAACUUCCUGAGGAUCUCAGAGGUGGAAAUGAGAGGUUCCGAGGAUGCGGCAGCUGGAACAGUAUUGCAGCGGCUGAUCCAGGAACAACUGCGGUAUGGCACCCCGACCGAGAACAUGAACUUGCUGGCCAUUCAGCACCAGGCCACCGGGAGUGCAGGUCCAGCCCACCCUACAAACAGCUUUUCUUCCACGGAAAACCUCACUCAAGAAGACCCACAAAUGGUCUACCAGUCGGCACGCCAGGAACCGCAGGGUCAAGAACACCAGGUGGACAAUACGGUGAUGGAGAAACAGGUCCGGUCCACGCAGCCUCAGCAGAACAACGAGGAACUGCCCACUUACGAGGAGGCCAAAGCGCAGUCCCAGUUCUUUAGGGGGCAGCAGCAGCAGCAACAGCAGCAGCCAGGCGCUGUAGGUCAUGGUUACUACAUGGCCGGGGGCACCAGUCAGAAGUCGCGGACUGAGGGGAGGCCCACGGUGAACCGUGCCAACAGUGGACAAGCGCAUAAAGACGAGGCACUGAAAGAACUUAAGCAGGGCCACGUCCGCUCUCUCAGUGAGAGAAUCAUGCAGCUGUCCCUGGAGAGGAAUGGUGCUAAGCAACACCUCCCUGGCUCGGGGAAUGGAAAGGGGUUCAAGACAGCAGGGGGACCUUCCCCAGCCCAGCCUACAGGGAAAGUGCUGGACCCCCGGGGUCCCCCACCUGAGUACCCCUUCAAGACCAAGCAGAUGAUGUCCCCGGUCAGCAAGACCCAGGAGCAUGGACUUUUCUACAGCGACCAGCACCCAGGGAUGCACCACGAGGUGGUCAAGCCUUACCCUGCCCCUCAGCCUGCGAGGACAGAAGUGGCCGUCCUGAGGUACCAGCCACCCCCUGAGUACGGGGUAACGAGCCGCCCAUGCCAACUGCCUUUCCCAUCAACGGUGCAGCAGCACAGCCCGAUGUCCUCCCAAAACUCCUCAGUCAGUGGGCCCCUGCACCCCACCUCCUUGCCGCUUUCCCUCCCAGUGACCCUGGCAGCUCCACAGCCCCUGCCUGCCGCCUCCCCCAGCCAGCAGCUUGGUCCAGAUGCGUUUGCAAUUGUGGAGCGAGCCCAGCAGAUGGUGGAGAUACUCACAGAGGAGAACCGGGUGCUUCACCAGGAACUUCAGGGUUACUAUGACAAUGCUGACAAGCUCCACAAGUUUGAAAAAGAACUUCAGAGAAUUUCAGAAGCCUACGAGAGUCUGGUCAAGUCUACCACCAAGCGAGAGUCCCUGGACAAGGCUAUGAGAAACAAACUGGAGGGCGAGAUUCGAAGACUUCAUGAUUUCAACAGAGACCUCCGAGAUCGACUGGAGACUGCCAACAGGCAGCUGUCCAGCAGGGAGUACGACGGGCACGACGACAGAGCUGUGGAGGGCCUUUAUGCUUCCCAGAACAAAGAGUUCUUGAAGGAAAAGGAGAAGUUAGAAAUGGAAUUAGCAGCAGUGAGGAGUGCGAGCGAGGACCACCGGAGGCACAUUGAGAUCCUGGACCAGGCUCUGAGCAACGCCCAGGCCAGGGUCAUCAAGCUGGAAGAGGAGUUACGAGAGAAGCAAGCCUAUGUAGAGAAAGUUGAGAAGCUGCAGCAGGCCCUGACCCAGCUGCAGUCUGCAUGUGAGAAGCGAGAGCAGAUGGAGCGGAGACUGCGGACCUGGCUGGAGAGAGAGCUGGAUGCACUGAGAACCCAGCAGAAACACGGGGCCGGCUCGCCGGCCAGCAUGCCGGAAUACAAUGCGCCGGCCCUCAUGGAGCUUGUGAGGGAGAAGGAGGAGCGGAUCCUGGCUCUGGAGGCCGACAUGACCAAGUGGGAGCAGAAGUACCUGGAGGAGAGCACCAUCCGACACUUUGCCAUGAAUGCCGCAGCCACGGCUGCCGCCGAGAGGGACACCACGAUCAUCAACCACUCGAGAAAUGGCAGCUAUGGCGAGAGCUCGCUGGAGGCCCACAUCUGGCAGGAGGAGGAGGAGGUGGUGCAGGCCACCAAGAGGUGCCAGGACAUGGAGUACACCAUUAAAAACCUCCAUGCCAAAAUCAUAGAGAAGGAUGCCAUGAUUAAGGUCCUUCAGCAACGAUCACGUAAAGAUGCCGGGAAGACGGACUCCUCCAGCCUGCGACCUGCCCGCUCCGUCCCUUCCAUCGCCGCGGCCACCGGGACACACUCUCGCCAGACCUCUCUUACCAGCAGCCAGUUAGCUGAGGAGAAGAAGGAAGAGAGGACCUGGAAGGGAAGCAUAGGGCUGCUGCUUGGGAAAGAGCACCUUGAACGCGCACCCACCCCCCUGCUCCCCACGCCCCCUGCAGCCGCACUGCCCUCCACACCGGCCGGCAGCGCCCACGCUAAGACGGGCAGCAAGGACAGCAGCACCCAGACGGACAAGGGCGCCGAGCUCUUCUGGCCCAGCACGGCCUCCCUGCCCAGCCGCGGCAGGCUGAGUGCAACCCCUUCCAACAGCCCGGUCCUGAAACACCCAGCGGCCAAAGGGACUGCAGAGAAACUGGAGAGCUCACCUGGCCACGGGAAGUCACCUGACCACAAAGGCCGAGUCAGCAGCUUGCUUCACAAGCCCGAGUUCCCUGACGGGGAGAUGAUGGAAGUUCUCAUCUAAUGCUGGCAUCCCUGCUGAAUCUUAUAACGGGACAUUGACAAGCAAACAAGGAACGUGGCAAAGAGGGAGAAGAAAGAUCAAGAAAGUUGUGGAUGGAAAAUCAAGAAUGACUUGAACUGAUAAAGAUUUCAGAUUAGUAAGAACAUUUUUUAUAAAUGUUUUAAAAAAAAAAAUCAGUAGACCUACAUGAGUGAAGAUGAAGAGAAGGCUAUGGAUUUUUAUCACAUAUGGUGUCAGAGAGAUGAUGCAUGUAGGUUUGGAAACAAACAAGAAAUAGGAAAUGGAAUUUUUCAUUGUACAGAAAAUGUAUCUUGUUGGGAAGGUAUGUGUGUACUCAUUCUCUGGUUAUAAACAGAUAAACCUGAACGUGGCUCAUCCUUGGAAUACCCCCAUUCUCCUUGCCUCUUAGCAUCUUUUGUUUAAGAAGAGCCUCCUAGAAAUAUUGGAGAGGUCAUCUGCUGGGCAUCAUGUGCCAUCCAUGGGGUGUCCUGUGAAAGGGUGUGGGUGUGACAAUGAGAAGAAAUAUCCAGGGGUGACGAGGAAUUUGAAACACAGUCCUCAGCUAAUGACCUGCUUGAUUUGGAUUUUCAGGGGACUGUGGGGAUUCAGCAGUAUUUUCUAUACAGGAUGGGAACACUGAUUUGGCACUCAUCCUCCCGAACUUCCCCGACUUCAUUUCUAUCUCUGUUUCAUCCUCUUUAACUUUACUUUUUUUUUUCCUUCAUCCUUUUUUUUUUUUCUUUUUUCUUUUUAAAUAAGACAUGGCAUGAUAGGUCUGGGAUUUAUUAGAGCAGCAUCUGAACUAUCACCAUUCCUGCCGUGUUUAAUAGCGACCAGUGGGACAACGCCGUAGGCUGGCCCCCAGCUGCCUCCUCUACCCUUGAGUAGUGGGGCUGCAGCUGCUAAUGGCAUUCUGACUGUGAACUGGGUAAGCUUUGAUGAGGUAGACGACCCAUGGUCAGUGUGACACUUUCGUGACGAUCACAGCCGAUCACAGCCCUGGCUUUUUUCUCUCUCACAUCAGCGCUCUUGCACGGAGCCUGGUAUUUCCACCCCGUCGCUCUGCUGGGGUAAGACUUCCAGGACGGCACACCAGGAAACAAACGACACUUGGCUUGGCGGCCUCCCGUCUCUCAGCAGGCACCUUGCACACAUUCUAGUACGUGUGGCUCACAAGCACGUUCCCCCGUCCCCUCGCCCCCUCGCGCUCUUCUGGUCGCUGCUGGUGAGCACGCAGAUGGCGGUGACUGUCGGCACACGUGUGUGCUAACACAUCCAUUUUUCUCCGUCAUGAACUUGCUUUGUAACCCAACAGGCCAGUGUACAUCUAGUGUGGUCAGGUGUUUCUAGGUUUCAGUCUGGGGCAAGUUGUCCAAAGCAAGAUGGAAAUACCAUGUUAGAGAGCUAGGAGUGAGUGAGGUCAUGGGCCCUUAUCCCUGUGUGUGACAGUUCAUAUCUAACUUCGCAGACCAGGCUUUUUUUUACAAUCUAGGAGGUGCUGGAUCAGAGCAGAGAAGCUGACCAGGCUGUCAGAUGUUCUAGCAAGAUCCAAGUCUCACCUCAGUGAAGCCCCGGACACAACACUGCUCAGGAAAUUUGGCUUGCGUAGCUUAUUUGAGGGUUGGUCUUUGGAGCAUAACCUGGGUGGAGUUACAGCCUCUCUACACUGAGGAGAUAGAAGGAUGACAGAGGUGACAGCUAGAGAAGGGGAGGGAGGAAACCAAUGGCUUUGUCCAAAGGGGCCUCAGAGCUGUCCAGUGUGACUGAGGAAGCAGGAAGUGACUCUUCUCAGGCCCUGCUCUGUGGUGGCACUGAGCUCCGUGCUUCGUGCUUGUCGCCUCCUUCAGUCACAGGUGUAGCCUGGGAAACUGGAGGGGUUCCAGAGUCCGAGGACCUCGCUGAAUGCCCUGGGGUGUGAGAGGGAGCACAUAAGUCCUGUUAAUGAGGAAAGUGUUCAUAUGGAUGCAGAGGGUUCCCAUCACUUUUUAUGGGUGGUGAGGUUCAAUAGAGGGCAACUGAUUCUCUUAAGGACGCUUUGAACCCUGAUUAGUGUUGGGUGUAUACCAGGAAGUAAAAAAAGUUUCUAGAACUAGGAGAGCAAGUCACCUCUGCCAGCCGCACACCCCCCCACCCGCCCAUGUCUGGGCCACCAAACUUGGGCAGUCUCCCCUAGAAGAGGGUGAGAGCAAGAGCCACAGCCUGAUUUCCCCCAGACCUCAUCUUUGCGCUCCAGCACACCUCACUGGCACCAGGCUGGCAUGCUCUCUUCGGUCCCCUGAGUUGCGAGGCAUGUUAAUUGUUAGAAUGCAAGCAUGCACACCACCACAUUUCAGUUGUGCUGUGAUCUUUGUCAUCUUGCUUGCUUCUAACCUGCUAAGACUCUUCCAUAAGAAAAGGGGUCUAUAGCUUUAAAAAGUCUCCUUUAUGGGAGAUUUCCUGAGGUGCCAGGGCCCCUGUCACUUUGCAUCUUCACAGCAUUUUUGAAGCCUUGCUUGCAUGUAAGAGAAAGGGAUUGCUGAUACUGAGCACCCACUCUGCUGUGUUCUGGGCAGUUUAUAAGGUAUUAUCUCAUUUGAUUUUCAGAAAACUAAUAGUAGCUCUAUUUUUUAGUGCUGACUGUAUGCAAGCACUGUGGUAAGUACCUUUUAAUGCGUCCUCAAGCCACCUGGGAGCAGGGGCGAGUUUUAUCCUUAUUUCACUGAAGGAAACUGGGGCUCAGCGAGGUUAAGUCCCUUCCCAACACCUGCCAGCCAGGAGAAGCUGGGAUCUGAACCAAGGGUUUGGAGAGGCGCUGGGCCAUUGUCACAGGCUGGACUGCUUCUGACAUAGGGACAAGAACUAUCUGUGGGUUCCACGUCUUGGCCCGCUCUAUCCCGUCUCUGAUGUGUGCAUGUGCACACACACAGCUGCCCUGCUCUCGGGAGCUAAGAAAUAGGACUAAAGCCCAGAGCUCCCUAGAUUUGCCCAUAAACACCAGGCAGAGAUGGAGAUCUUUGUGUCCGAUUAUAAGACGGACAACAACGUCCAUGUAAAACCUACUGGCAUAUUGUCCAGAGGCCUAGAGUUCUUCAGAACUUCCCAGUGUUGUCUUCAUGAUGGAGCUGGCAGGUCCUCUUUCGGCGUGAAGGGCAAAGGCUUUGACUUUGUGAGAAGACAGGCCAGGGUAAUUCUGCUUCGUCCUUGAAUGUGUUGUCUGGCAGCUUUAUUAUAUGCUGCCCAGCAUUUAUUAUAUGGACUAGGGGGCGUUGCUGGAUUCCAGCAACUAAUUCCAGAACAUGUACAGAAUCUUUGCUUAGCAUUUUCUUCCCUCAGCUUUUCUCCUGCUUCCCAGAGGUUGGUAGCCAGUGAUGGUGUCGAGUUCCACGUGUUCUGAGCAGGCACACAGGACAGGGCUGCCGCGUUCAUCCCAGGGCCCUGGUUAGAGGGCAGAGAGUGGCGGGGGCCUUCUCUCUUCAGUCCUGCCGGGCUUGCUCUUUGGAGCUCAAGUGUGAAUUGGACUGUGCAGGGCUUGGGUUGGAUAUCGAGACAGUUGCUCCAAAUGUGUUCUGAACCUGGAACAGAGAAUUCAGUUGUUCUGAUCCUCAGGGAAGAGGCUGUCGGGAUGCCUCCUCCCCAACCCCAAGAAGCCAGUCACCUCUCCCGGCCUUGCCUUUAGCCACCAUGAGGCAGUGGCUGAGGCACUGUUAUGCCGAGUGCUGAUGGAAUGGGAAGUUCUCCCUGUGCAGCUGCCUUCUGAGUCCUGCAGAUCAAUGUGAGCACAGGCAUCAGCCUGGGUGCCCAGAAGGAGCGAAGAAUAGAUUGGGGGUUUAAAAGGUUUCGAGGCAGAGAGCUCACGCUUAUGCUGUGGGGAGCUAUGCUGGGCAAAGAAAUGUAUUUUCCAAAAACAAAGUCCUGCUCCAUGUCUGCACUGGCACCAGUGGGGCGUGUCUAUGUGUACUCCGAAUGACCUUGCGCUCCUUAAGCACAGGAGACCCAUGGUCAUAAGUGGGAGCCCACGAGUGUUCUUAACCAGUAGUGGCUUUAAGUAGCCAGAGAGCAUCCAGCCCACAAUCGGCUUCUUCACAUCCCCAAACCUAAGGCAGCCGUGGUGUAUGCUUUAUAAAUGUUGGUUUUCUUUUCUCUUUUCUUGUUAAUUAAUCAGUGUGUUUAAAAUGUCUUCAUUCAGCAUGAGGAUUGUUUAAUGGGUUUGCCUCUGAUGUGUGGCUCCGUGGGAGAUGGGCAAAGUAAUUAAGACGUUACCAGAAGCUGAUGAGCUGGGAGCAGGUAAAAGUCAGCAUUUCGGUAAAUGGAUGUCUUCUGGAACCAAUGAGGAUUUUUUUUCUCCUCCUUUUCAGUAGUAUACCUUUUUCUCAUUUAAUAAUUUAAUGGUAUAUAAAGUCAUGUGUAUAUGUAAGUGCAUACAUGUGAGGUGUGACUCUAAGGUUGUAUGUCGAGUUUCUUUUCUUAAUAUCCAGAAGAUCCAAGUGUUUCAUCUCACCCCACCUUCCUUAAAAGGUGACCCUUUGGGAGACUCUAUAUUGAUCAUGGCAGCACUGCCCAAGUAGAAACAUUUUGCGAACAGCUCUACUGGAAUGACCUUUGGGGACUAGCACCUUCCUUUGAUUAUCUUUAGAGAUGAGAAAUCUUCAUCCUUUGAGGAUGCAAUUAAGUUUGGAAAUGAUCCCAAGUCAUUCGCUCAAUUGGAUAAAUAAAGAUGUGUGAUUAAGGUAAGUCACACCAUUUUAGCUUUAAAAAACAAAAAACCCUAAGAUGUUUCUUAGAAUGAGUCUUUGGACUCCUAGAGCCUCUCAAAGUGACAACUUCUAAGGAGGACAUUUGUCAUUAGUACAUGUAACUUCUAGUGGAUUCGUUAUGAAAAGCCUUCUCUCACCAUGCCAUGUAUGUGUUCACAUCUCUGCAUACACACAGAUGUAGGUGUGUAUUAGUAUAAACCACCUGUAGGUGCCCUGUAAAGCCGCGUUAUCCUUAGUGCAUGUUAUUGUCAUGUUAUGCCCUGACUGAGGUGUUUGUCAUGAAAUUUGCUUCUCUACAGAAUUAAAAUAUUGUUCUCAAUAUAA